GGAGCUAUUAACUCCCUCCCUCCGCACUUCCACGAUCGAUCGAGCAAUCCCAAAACAGCACCGACGCCAUUGAUAUCCUUCUCGCAGAUCGAUGGAUCUGAGUAGUUGAUUCCUCACUCAUUCGUUCGUGUCGUGACUGACGGCAUUUUCCGUUUGUUCCUGGAGAUAAUACAUCUGAACGGCACCCACAUCUGCACCUGCGGUUUCAGCUGAGAACAUGCUAAGCUCUCCAGCUCCACUCUGCCUUCCACCUUUCAGCUGCUGAGUCCCCCAGCAGGAGCCUCUGUGCUCAAUGCAACACGGGUACAGCCGCCUCGGCGCCGUCCGGUCCAACGGGGGGUCGCCUCCGCCCUCCCCGCGAUUCCGGCAAGGCCGGAACAAGAGCCUCAGUGUCGGCGGGAGCGGGAGAGGUGCGAGGCAGAAUUUGGUGGAGAAGCUGGUGGUUCUUGUUAUAUCCACUGUGUUCAGGAGGAGAGGGGUGCUCCUGUUCGCGCCGCUGCUGUACUUUUCCGGGAUGCUUCUGUAUAUGGGGUCGUUAGGUUUUGACGUUAGUUUUAAGAGAAUCGGCCACGGUGGCGGUGGGCCGAAGCCUCCCGGUUCCGUGUACAGGAGUCCUCAGGUGUUUGAGAGUCUACGGCCUUUCAUGGAAGCUGAUAGCAACGAGACCCAUAACGCGCUGAUGAGGGCAUGGAAACCGAACAUACGGCAAGUUUGGAAGCCUUGUAUCAGCCCGACAAUUUCCCAAGCAGGAUCCCGGGAGUUGCCAGAAUCUAACGGUUUCCUCAUAAUUGAAGCAAAUGGUGGAUUGAAUCAGCAACGCUUAUCGAUAUGUGAUGCAGUCGCAGUUGCUGGACUCUUGAAUGCUACCCUUGUGAUUCCAAUAUUUCAUUUGAACAGUGUUUGGCAAGAUUCUAGCAAAUUUUCAGACAUUUUUGACGAAGAUUUCUUCAUAGAUGCACUCAAGAACAAUGUAAAAGUAGUGAGACAGCUCCCAGAGGAUGUACUUCAGCGAUACAAUUACAAUAUAAGCAGCAUAGUGAAUCUCAGAGUAAAAGGUUGGUCAACUCCGGCUCAUUAUCUUCAAAAGGUUCUCCCAAAGAUGAAAAAACUGGGAGCUGUACGAAUUGCACCCUUCUCCAACAGAUUGACUCAAGCAGCUCCUUCGUAUAUUCAAGGGCUAAGAUGCUUUGCAAACUUUGAAGUGCUGAGGUUUGCCGAACCUAUCAGACUACUUGCAGAGCAGAUGGUUCAGAGGAUGAUCAAGAGAAGCUUCGCUGCUGGUGGAAGAUACGUGUCAGUGCAUCUUCGCUUUGAGAAGGAUAUGGUUGCAUUUUCAUGCUGCGAAUAUGAUGGAGGAGAGGAAGAGAAAUGGGAAAUGGAUGCUGCCCGAGAAAAGGGUUGGAGAGGAAAAUUUAGGAGAAAAGGUAGAGUUAUAAAACCAGGAGCUAAUCGUAUGGAUGGGAAAUGUCCACUCACUCCACUGGAGGUUGGAAUGAUGUUAAGCGGCAUGGGUUUCGAUAACACAACUUCAGUUUAUGUAGCUGCUGGGAAAAUUUACAAAGCAGAAAAAUAUAUGGCCCCUCUUAAGCUGAUGUUUCCUCACCUUGAGACGAAGGACACUAUUGCUACUCCGGAAGAACUUGCUCCAUUCAAGGGCCACUCGUCUAGGUUGGCGGCUCUCGAUUAUACCGUUUGUCUUCACAGCGAGGUUUUUGUCACAACCCAAGGGGGCAAUUUUCCUCACUUCUUGAUUGGACACAGGCGGUAUUUAUAUGGAGGACAUGCUAAGACCAUCAAACCUGAUAAGAGGAAGAUGGCACUGUUAUUUGAUAGCCCCAGAAUCAGAUGGGAACACUUCAAGCGACAGAUGAAAGAUAUGCUCCGCCACAGCGACGGCAAGGGAAUCGAGCUAAAAAAGCCGAGCAGUUCCCUCUACAUGUUUCCGGUGCCUGAUUGUAUGUGUAAGGAAGAAGGAAGAGAAUUAGAGUACAGUAACACAACAACACUCGUUUGAAACUUUACUGUUCUGAGUCCCCUCAGGGAAGCUUACUUCAGCUGUAUCUUAUAUAUAGUGCGAUAUUCCAUUGAUUUGUAAAUUCGAUUCUUUCACUCGAGAUAAGAGGGUGCGAGGCUUUGAUUCUUCCUUUCGCUCUUUGUAAUUGUUAGUUCGGGAUGAUGCGAAGUCAAUGAUAUACUUGACAUUAUCUUGUGGCUGAA
Punica granatum (pomegranate) is the source of this 2217-nucleotide messenger RNA. NCBI's taxonomy places the organism in Eukaryota, Viridiplantae, Streptophyta, Magnoliopsida, Myrtales, Lythraceae. The record is from RefSeq and is a predicted model, not a curated record.